AUGCAAUUUCUUUGCUGUUUAUCACUAUUUUCCGUCUUAGUUUCAGUUUUAGCGCAAGAACUGAAGAUUUCAUGUGAACAAAUCCCCUCAGCAACUUUAGAGUCGACACCAUAUUCUGUUUCGACAACUGCUAUUCUCGCAAAUGGGAAAGCAAUGCAAGGAGUUUUCGAAUAUUACCGAUCUGUAACAUUUGUCAGGAACUGUGAUUCUACUUCCGUAACGACUAAAACAAGCAGUCCUAAAAACACACAGUAUGUUUUUUAA
Molecule: messenger RNA, 264 nt
Organism: Saccharomyces mikatae IFO 1815
Lineage: Eukaryota; Fungi; Ascomycota; Saccharomycetes; Saccharomycetales; Saccharomycetaceae
Gene: AGA2
Product: Aga2p
Exons: 1
Coding region: 1-264 (87 amino acids)
Biological process (GO): agglutination involved in conjugation with cellular fusion
Cellular component (GO): fungal-type cell wall
Molecular function (GO): cell adhesion molecule binding
Source: RefSeq, a predicted model, not a curated record